UUCGAUUUGGUCUACUCUGGUCCGGAAAAUGACAAGUGAGAUACUUGCCUACGACUUGAUAUAAGUCAUGAAAAGACAACUAUCAAUUCAUACGCCGAUAAGCAUCACCGCCGCUUCGAAAAAUCUUAAUCACACAAAAAGUUAAAACACUCGUCGCUCUAAUAUCUCUCCCUCUCUCUCGAAUUUCGAUGAACAGAGAAAAAUGGGCUAUUCUUUUGAACGGCAUAUCAAUGCCUUUUUGUGGUUAUCAUUGAUUUCCGUGACUACUUUUUUGCUCAGAGAACUUGCUAAGGUGUUCAAGUUAUGGAUCAAAGCUCGGCACAUACCAGGCCCUCCUUGCACUUCCUUCUACGGACACUGCCGCCUGAUUUCUGAAUCCAAUUUCACUGACCUUCUGUCGGAGUCACACAAAAAAUAUGGACCGGUGGUGAAGCUAUGGUUAAGGCCUACUCAACUUUUGGUGUCAAUAAAAGAUAAGGAACUGAUCAAAGAGGUACUUUUAAAUGCUGAGGAUAAGCUGCCUCUGACCGGAAGGGCAAGCUACCUGGGUUUUGGAAGAUCUAGCCUUUUUAUCUCUUCUUUUGACAAGGUGGAAGAUCAAAGGAAGUCCUUGGAAGUGGAACUAAAUGCGUCAUUGCUUGAAAGAGGGAGUUCAGUUCCUGCUAAAGUUGUGAAGAGCGUCCUGGAAAGGGUUCAGACUCUCGUGGUCGACGGAGGUCUACACUGUGAAACUAUUUCCCAACAUCUGUCUUUUACUCUCAUGGGAGCUACAUUGUUUGGGGAUGUAUUUUUGACUUGGUCUAAGGCAAGUGUAUACAUAGAGCUACUCAUGAAGAUUGCCAAGCAUGCUUGCUUUUGGUCAUCAUAUGGUGUUACCCGUUAUUGGAAGCAGGAAUUUUGGACCUACCAGCAAUUAUGUUCCGAGUUGAAGGGGUUAACCCAAGAACUUAUCAGACAAUGCAGACAGAAAUAUGAAUCAGACUCUCUUGAACGAGAUUUUGAUAGAUAUCACAUGAGACAUGAACCAUGUGCAGAGAUGAUAAGUAUGAUGUUUCAUGGGUCUUUAACUAUGUCCACACUUAUUGGUAACAUCUUGACAAGGCUUGUUACACAUCCAGAAAUACAGCAUAAGAUUCAAUCAGAGAUUAUUAUGGUGCGGAAAAUAUCACAAAGACAUGAUCAGCAGGGUGUUGGUGGGCUUCCCUUUCUAUUGGCAACUUUAUAUGAAUCUGCUCGUCUUCUUCCUGCUGGUCUUUUCCUGCAACGAUGUUCUUUGAAACAUGACAUGAGUCUCAAUAAUGGUAUUAUAAUACCAGCUGGGGCAGUUCUUGUUGUGCCAAUUCAGUUGGUUCAAAUGGAUGUAUCCAGUUGGGGGAAUGAUGCAAGCAAGUUCAAUCCAUAUCGAUUUCUUUCCAGGAUUGAAGAGACGUGUCUUGUUGAUGAAGGGGAUAGCUCCUAUAUUGUGAAAGACCCAAGUGAAAAUGAAGCUUUUCUCCCAUUCGGAUCUGGUGUCCGUGCCUGCCUUGGAGAAAAAAUAGCAAUCCUUGAAAUUUCAACACUAAUUGCAUCUCUUCUUGAACACUACGAGGUAAGGCUUCAGACGGGAUCUGAAAGCAAUCCAAAUUCUAUGGGGAACAAUUGUGUUCCUCGGCUUCUUCCAAAUCCCAAGAUAAUUUUUUUGAAAAGGCAGAAGUAAAUAAAUGGAGCAAAUUUUGGUAUGUGUCAAUCCUUUUUCCUUCUGAACUACGUGGGAUGCAGUUUUUGGGGCUCAUUUCGCACUCAAAGCAGAAGGAUGUUAUGUGAGUAUAAUAUUUCUAUGUUCAUAGUUUUUCCUCAGUCUUUGAGAUGGCCUGCUGUAAGUUGUACCUUAUUCCAUUUGCUUCCCCCUUUUUUUUUUAAACAUGAUGUGGAAAUAAUUGGCAAUGUAAGCAUUUCUGUGUAUGUAUAAAAAAUACAUUUUUUAUUUAUA
Olea europaea var. sylvestris is the source of this 1969-nucleotide messenger RNA. RefSeq names its product 11-oxo-beta-amyrin 30-oxidase-like. The record is from RefSeq and is a predicted model, not a curated record. NCBI's taxonomy places the organism in Eukaryota, Viridiplantae, Streptophyta, Magnoliopsida, Lamiales, Oleaceae. The transcript is spliced from 7 exons. Bases 203 to 1696 code for a protein of 497 amino acids. Gene Ontology annotation, molecular function: oxidoreductase activity, acting on paired donors, with incorporation or reduction of molecular oxygen; monooxygenase activity; iron ion binding.